GAACAGGUUCCCACCACUUACCACAAAGCAAUCUCUCUCUCUCUCUCUCUCUCUCUCUAAUAAAAGACACUGCAUUCAUCUUGAAAAAAUAGUUUCAGUUCCUUCCCCUUUUUCGGAAAGAUAAUCUCUCUAUCCAAUUCUCAGAGAACAAAAGUCCAACAUCACAGCCUUUCAAGGUUUCUAGUAUUGCUCAAACAAAGCCAACCCCAAAGAAGAAAAGAGAAGUUUCAAAUCCUUUCUUUCUUCUUCUGUAUUAAUCUCAUCAUCACAAUUUUCCUCCCUCACCUCUCUCUCUCUCUCUCUCUCUCUCUCUCUCUCUCUCUCUCUCAUACCCAAAUCGAUACCAUGUAAAGGUAGAACCCAGUAAUCCAAUUUGCUCUCUGAAGGUUACAGUCUUUAUCAAAAGACACAAAUCUGCAAAAAAACACUCAUCCUUGGCUGUCAGCUACAAAGAGUAGAACAAAGUGUUUGUGUGAUCUCUCUUCAACUGCUGCUUCAUCUGGACUCAAGAAUUAGGGCACCAUCAAGACUUCCAUGGAUGCAAUUCCAGCAACAGCAGAGAGCUCCAACUCAGAGAACACCAACAGUAACAACACAACAAACAGUUUGGCUGCAAUCUCUUCCUCUUCCACCUCUUCCUCACCUUCAGUCUCCCCAAGCCGAUAUGAAAACCAGAAACGUCGAGAUUGGAACACCUUUGGCCAAUACCUAAGAAACCAUAGACCUCCACUCUCCCUCUCCCGGUGCAGUGGUGCUCAUGUCCUUGAAUUCCUCCGAUACCUCGACCAAUUCGGCAAAACCAAAGUCCAUACCCAAAUCUGCCCUUUCUUUGGUCAUCCUAACCCACCUGCUCCUUGUCCAUGUCCUCUCCGGCAAGCUUGGGGAAGUCUCGAUGCACUCAUCGGUCGUCUCCGUGCUGCCUUUGAAGAACACGGUGGGAAACCGGAAGCAAAUCCCUUCGGUGCCCGAGCUGUUAGGCUUUAUUUAAGGGAAGUUCGUGAGUUGCAGGCCAAAGCAAGGGGGAUUAGUUAUGAGAAAAAGAAGCGAAAGCGCCCGCCACCACAACAAAUCCCCCAAUUACCACCUCCACCAGGAAGUUCAUAAUCUGAAAAUUUCAUUGAUGUGAUGAUAUGUGGUGAAGGAGAUUGAAUUCUGCAAUUUUUAGACCUACCAAGUUGUGAUUGUUACUUUUGCAAUAUGGGUACCUUGCAUUAUCUUUCAUUUCAAUUAGGUAACCUUAUUAAGUCUAUAUAGUAUCCGUUAGUAUCAGAGAUUGCUGUAGUAGUAGUAGUUGUUGUUGUUGUUGUUAUUGUUGUUAUUGAUGUUGUUGUUGUUGUGGUAGUAGUAGUAGAAGUGUAGUAGUGAGUGUACUAUUUCUCUUAUCUUCUAUGUGAUUGAGCAUCCAAAGUUGCUCUUAGCUUUGUACUUGAAAACUAGUAUAUCUCCCAAGUAAUAGAUUUUCUACUCAUUAUAAAUGUA
This is a messenger RNA of Telopea speciosissima, 1479 nucleotides long. Its product is annotated as protein LIGHT-DEPENDENT SHORT HYPOCOTYLS 3-like. Gene Ontology annotation, cellular component: nucleus. The coding region runs from base 535 to 1104 and encodes 189 amino acids. NCBI's taxonomy places the organism in Eukaryota, Viridiplantae, Streptophyta, Magnoliopsida, Proteales, Proteaceae. The record is from RefSeq and is a predicted model, not a curated record. Gene Ontology annotation, biological process: mRNA transcription; response to light stimulus. The transcript has 2 exons.